AUGGCUUCGUUAGGUAGCAGCUCCGUCUUGGGCGCCUUCGCUUUGCCCCCUCUGCGAAAUGAGCCUAUUAUCUCUUAUGGCCCAGGAACCCCCGAGCGGUCUUCACUCGUCGAGGAGAUGGCCACGAUGACGAAAGAGAUGCCAUUCGAGGUCCACCCUAACGUGAACGGUAAAGAUGUGAGAUCCAACCUUUUCACCUUUCGCCGAGAUGAUGGAGCAAAAUUUAACCCAAGACAGGUUGUCGGUGCCGCAGAGCACACCCAGAAGAGCCCCUUUGAGCACAAGCUCGCCGUGGCAAAGUAUUCCCACGCAACUUCCGAGCUCGUGGACAAAGGCAUUCAAGGGGCACUCGAGGCCAAGAAGACGUGGUCCAAGACGUCUCUGCACGAUCGCGCUGCCAUCUUCUACCGGGCUGUUGCUUUGCUCAGAGGACCAUACCUGUAUCGUAUGAUGGCAGCAACUAUGCAUGGGCAGGGCAAAAAUGCCUACCAAGCCAGCAUUGACUGCGCUGCCGAGUCCAUUGACUUUCUCACAAUGUUCCCAUCCCUUGCGGAGAAGCUCUACCAAGCUCAGCCUCCGUUCAACGCCCCCGAUGUGUGGAAUCGGAGCGAAGUCCGUCCUUUAGACGGCUUCGUCUAUGCUGUCUCACCGUUCAACUUCACCGCCCUGGCCGUCAACCUUGUCCUGGCUCCCCUCAUCACGGGAAACGUUGUCAUCUGGAAGCCCAGUCCCGGUGCUAUCUACUCUAGUUGGCUGUUUAACCACAUCAUGAUCGAGGCUGGCCUUCCAGCCGGCGUCCUCCAAUUUCUGCCAGGUGAUGCCGAGCAGGUGACGGCCCAGAUCUUUUAG
Fusarium falciforme is the source of this 849-nucleotide messenger RNA. Its product is annotated as Multifunctional fusion protein. The coding region runs from base 1 to 849 and encodes 282 amino acids. Gene Ontology annotation, molecular function: L-glutamate gamma-semialdehyde dehydrogenase (NAD+) activity. The record is from RefSeq and is a predicted model, not a curated record. The transcript is spliced from 4 exons. Gene Ontology annotation, cellular component: mitochondrial matrix. Lineage: Eukaryota; Fungi; Ascomycota; Sordariomycetes; Hypocreales; Nectriaceae.